CAGGAACAAGAGCAGAAGCAGGAACAAGAGGAGGAGCAGGAGCAGGAACCAGAGGAGGAGCAGAAGCAGUAGCCUCCUCGGGAAGUUUGGCCGGGGUUUUCCCCUGCCCGACAGCCGCAAGAGGUCGGGUCCCUAUCCCACCUUCCUCCCUCCCUCCCUCUCUCCCUCUGUCCUCAGGCACCAGCUGGUCUCCAACUUCUCCUUCUUCGACGGGCCCGAGCCGCUCCCUCUCCUCCUUAUGCUCCAAUCGCCUCCGCAGGGUCCCGGACCCCUGGCAACCUCGGUCCCCCCGAGGCCCUAGGUGGACGGGCGAGGUAUUUCCCCCGGCCCGUGGACGCGGACGAUGGGGAUGGAAGGGGGUCGGCGGGGGACGGUGGUCUUGUGGCUGGCCGCAGCGGGGUGGCUUUUCUGGGGGGACCCGUCUGGCUGCACCGGGCCCGAGGACGGGCACCCUUACGGUCUCGGAGAAGAGGACAGAGCCGAAGAAAUUGAUUAUAAGGAUCCCUGUAAAGCCGCGGUCUUUUGGGGAGACAUUGCCUUAGAUGAUGAAGAUUUAAAAAUAUUUCACAUCGAUAGAACAGUAGACCUUACACAGAAUUCAUUUGAAAAACUUGGACAUACCACAGGUGGCCUUGGAGAGCGAGUAAUGCCAAAAAAAAGAGGAGCCCUCUACCAGCUUAUUGACAGGAUAAGAAGAUUUGGCUCUGGCAUGGAGCAAAACUUCACCACAAAGGGAAAAGCAACUGUCAGAUUCUCACGGCAGAAUGAGAAAAAUCGAAUUCCCAGAGCUGCUACAUCAAGAACUGAAAGAAUAUGGCCUGGAGGCGUCAUUCCAUACGUUAUAGGAGGAAAUUUCACUGGCAGCCAGAGAGCAAUGUUCAAGCAGGCAAUGAGGCACUGGGAGAAACACACGUGUGUUACCUUUAUCGAGCGGAGCGAUGAAGAAAGCUACAUUGUAUUCACUUAUAGGCCUUGUGGGUGUUGCUCUUAUGUGGGUCGGAGGGGCAAUGGACCUCAGGCUAUAUCCAUCGGCAAGAACUGUGAUAAAUUUGGGAUUGUUGUCCACGAAUUGGGCCAUGUGAUAGGCUUUUGGCAUGAACAUACCCGACCAGACCGAGAUGAUCAUGUGACCAUUAUUAGAGAAAACAUUCAACCAGGUCAGGAGUACAACUUCCUGAAGAUGGAGCCCGGAGAAGUGAACUCCCUGGGAGAACCAUAUGAUUUUGACAGUAUUAUGCACUAUGCCAGGAACACCUUCUCAAGGGGGAUGUUUCUGGAUACCAUUCUUCCUUCCCGAGAUGACAAUGGUAUUCGUCCCGCUAUCGGCCAGCGAACGCGCUUAAGCAAAGGAGAUAUUGCACAGGCAAGGAAGCUGUAUAGAUGUCCAGCAUGUGGAGAAACACUUCAAGAAUCUACUGGCAACUUUUCCUCUCCGGGAUUUCCAAAUGGCUACCCUUCUUAUACACACUGUAUAUGGAGAAUUUCUGUGACCCCAGGAGAGAAGAUUGUUUUAAAUUUCACCACAAUGGAUCUAUACAAGAGCAGUUUGUGCUGGUAUGAUUAUAUUGAAGUAAGAGAUGGCUAUUGGAGGAAAUCACCUCUCCUUGGCAGGUUCUGUGGUGACAAAGUGCCCGAAGUUCUAACGUCUACAGACAGCAGAAUGUGGAUCGAGUUCCGCAGCAGCAGUAAUUGGGUAGGAAAGGGUUUUGCAGCCGUUUAUGAAGCUAUCUGUGGAGGGGAAAUUCACAAAAACGAGGGCCAGAUCCAGUCCCCUAAUUAUCCCGAUGACUACAGGCCAAUGAAAGAAUGUGUGUGGAAAAUAACAGUGUCCGAGAACUACAAUGUUGGAUUAACCUUUCAGGCAUUUGAGAUUGAGAGACAUGACAAUUGUGCCUAUGACUACCUAGAAGUUCGAGAUGGAACCAGUGAAAAUAGCCCUUUAAUUGGUCAUUUUUGUGGCUAUGAUAAGCCAGAAGAUAUCCGAUCUACUUCUAAUACUUUGUGGAUGAAGUUUGUUUCUGAUGGAACAGUUAACAAGGCUGGAUUUGCUGCCAACUUUUUUAAAGAGGAGGAUGAAUGUGCUAAACCUGAUAAUGGAGGAUGUGAGCAGAGAUGUGUGAACACUCUUGGCAGUUACCAUUGUGCUUGCGAUCCUGGUUAUGAACUUGGUCCUGAUAAAAAGAGCUGUGAAGCUGCAUGUGGAGGACUUCUGAGCAAGCUAAAUGGAACCAUAACUACCCCAGGUUGGCCCAAAGAAUACCCACCCAAUAAAAACUGUGUGUGGCAAGUGGUGGCCCCCACACAGUACAGAAUUUCAAUGAAGUUUGAGUUUUUUGACUUAGAAGGCAAUGAAGUUUGCAAAUAUGAUUACGUGGAAGUUCGCAGUGGCCUUUCUUCUGACUCCAAACUGCAUGGUAAAUUUUGUGGGACUGAAAUGCCCGGAGUAAUAACUUCCCAGUCCAACAAUAUGAGAAUUGAAUUCAAAUCUGACAAUACUGUCUCCAAAAAAGGCUUCAAGGCGCAUUUCUUUUCAGACAGGGACGAGUGUUCCAAGGAUAACGGUGGAUGCCAACACGAGUGCAUAAACACUGUGGGAAGCUAUGUGUGCCAAUGCCGAAAUGGAUUUGUCUUACACGAGAACAAGCAUGACUGCAAGGAAGCCGAGUGUGAGCAGAAGAUCCACAGCCCAAGUGGGGUCAUUACCAGCCCCAACUGGCCAGACAAGUAUCCCAGUAGGAAGGAGUGCACAUGGGAGAUCAGCGCUACUCCGGGGCAGCGAGUCAAACUUGCCUUUAGUGAGUUUGAGAUUGAACAGCAUCAGGAAUGUGCUUAUGAUCACCUGGAAGUUUUUGAUGGAGAAACAGAAAAGUCACCAAUUCUAGGUCGUUUGUGUGGCAACAGGAUACCCGAUCCUCUGGUGGCUACUGGAAAUAAAAUGUUUCUCCGCUUUGUUUCUGAUGCAUCUGUACAAAGAAAAGGCUUUCAAGCUACACACUCUACAGAAUGCGGUGGCCGUCUGAAAGCCGAAUCCAAACCAAGAGACCUGUAUUCUCAUGCUCAGUUUGGUGAUAACAACUACCCUGUCCAGGUGGAUUGUGAGUGGCUGCUGGUGUCAGAACGGGGAUAUCGAGUCGAACUGACUUUCCAGACCUUCGAGGUGGAAGAGGAAGCCGACUGUGGCUAUGACUACGUCGAGCUCUUCGAUGGCCACGAUGACUCAGCCACGAGACUCGGUCGAUUCUGUGGCUCAGGGCCACCAGAAGAAGUCUAUUCAGCAGGGGAUGCUGUGUUAAUUAAUUUUCACACAGAUGAUACAAUCAACAAGAAAGGAUUUCAUAUACGAUACAAAAGCAUAAAAUAUCCAGAUAUUGCUCAUUCACCUAAAUAGCAUAAAAAUCUCUAUGACAGAAAAAUAAAGGAGAGCAUGUACUGGAGAAUAAAAGAAGACUUUUUAAAAAACUGAAGUUAUUAGCACAACUGUUUUAUAUACCGAAUUUAAACAAAAGGAAAAAAGCAAGACCAGAAAUGUCUCCACUCCAAAAGGAAGAGUUCCCCUUGCCCAGUGGAAUCGGUGUGAUGGUGAUAAGAAGGUUUCAUGCGUGACUGUGUCUGCUGAAGUUGGUGCGAGGGCAUUGCAUGCUUUCAGGAAGAUCAACGCUUUUUUUCACAGCUGGAUAUUUCUCAUCGAAGCCUGCAGAUCCAAUCUGUUCAAUUCAGGGGAGGUAUCAGUAUCCAGGAGAAGAAAAACAAAAUAAUAAUGCAGAUAUAAUGAGAUAGUGCAUUUCACAAACUCAAAUUGUGGUUCUUCUAUCUUAGACUAAUUGCUUGGCUUUGGAUCCAGGAUUUAACGUACACUAAGACCCAUGGAAGAAGAUGUGAAGAGGAAAGAUCUUCUGACGGUGGUCUGGACUCAUUAGGAAUUUAUUUGUCCAAUAUUUUGAAACUGAAAGAUUUCAGCCUCAUUAUUUUUACUCUAAGACCCCCUACUGAACAUUUAGUUAUCUCAAACUUCUGUCCGAAACUUUCAUAGUAAUCAUUGUUACAAUCAACUCUCCAACUGUGGUUUCGUUCUGUUUUUGUUUUUUGAGUACCCAGAGAGGUCCAGCUGUUUGGUGGAAUCAUCUCUAUCGAGUGCGGCGUUCUCAUUGCACACCAAAUCCGAAAGACCGUGUGAUGUCAUACAGAACUUGCAGGAAAUCAUGCAUCUGAAAUGAUGAAGAAGAGUGAUCAGGGUCCCUCACAAUGACUGCUCCUAUUAUAUUCAGUGGUCAUGCGGUCAUCACUGCUGCUAACCCAUAGUUCUUUGGACCCAUUUGUGGAGAAUUGUUAUUAUAAUUAUUAUUAUUGUUGUUAUUGUUAUUACGUUGUCGUCAUUGUUGUUGUCGUGCUAGCCGACCAGAAAUGAAACUGACAUGGUAUCCAAAUGGUGUCUGCAAGAUUUGACAAGUUUUUUUUUUUCCUGAUAUUAGGCACAGACAUUUAGUGGUGGCAUACAGAACAUAUUGCUGAGAAAGGAUUCCUAUGGUGCUAUUCCAUGAACAUUAAAAAUCGUUUUAGACCUUUGAGCCAACGACGGUCUGCAGAUCAUGAAUGUCUCGCUAUCACUGGCUGCAUCUGAAGAAUAACGACCUGUUAAAUGUCGGAAUAGAGCAUUGCAAUGGCAUCGCUAGUCCUGUGGAAGAACUCCUUCUAUUGCCUUAGAAUUCUUGCACACAAUCAAACUGAUCUUCCUGUAGAUACAUCUCUGAUUUCAUAAGUAACUUGAUGAGAUGAAUAUUUCAAUAUAUGUUAACAUAAAGACCCCCCAGCCAACCCAUCUUCAUAACUAGGCCAUCUAAUGUAAAUAUGGUUGACCUGCUUUUGACGUAGGACUAGGUUACUUUUAGAAUGAUCUCUGUAAUUUAGGCCACGCUUGGCUGUAGCCAUGUUUCAUAUGUAAGUGCGUUUGACAGAUUCUCCAGGAUGAUGAGAGGGUGCUGUGUGGUUGAAAAGUUAUAAUUGUUAAUGUGCCAAGUUUUACCAGGAUCCUGUUUAAUGGAAGCAACUUCUGUCUCGAGGUUUCAAGAACAGUAAUAGGGACUUCUAGUCACUGAGAACUGCAUUGCAAUGAAAUUGGCGCUAUUGAAUAUGUUUUUUUCUUUCCUAUUUUACACAAAAUUAAACCAUAGAGAGAUGUGUAGCCCUUAUUAGAUUCCUGAGCCAAUUUGUGUUUUGAUCUCAGCCUUUACGCUGCAAACCGUUUCAUAUAAAUGAACCACAAAGCAUGAACUCCCUUCUCGUCCUUUCAGUGACAUCACUGCGUGCUUAUUGGUCUGCUGGGCGUGGUGUCUGCAAAAGGAGCAGGUGGACAGGCAAGCAAAACCAAGCUCAGUUGUUCAGACUUUUUCCCCGCUAUGUCAUUAAGCUCAGUAAAUAUGAUAUUUACUAGGCCUGGAUGUAAAUUUAACCUUGUACGUGGGUAGGAUUGUAGAAUUUGCCUCACAUACAGUUUUCCAAAUACGUUAUAGAGGUGAGUUUAAGGAUGUCACUGAGAAGGAACUGAGGGCUUCUUCCAGUAACAGGAAGCAGAAAUGGCAAAAUGUGGUGGCCUUAGAAGAUCUUUUGUUGGUGUUUCUUCUUUUUUUCUCCCCACAGAAGGCCAGAUCAUUUAUGAGCAGUGCGCUCCUUUUUUAUCAUUCAUUUGAUCCAUUUGCCUUAAAUAAAUUAUUGUGUGAAUACACAUGUAGCAUUCCAGUGUUGUAUUGCUUAGACUUUCUGUAGUAAUUAUUGCCUGUGGACUGGAACCACUAUCAUAAAUUAGUGCAGGAAAUACUUUUCAACCCAAACAUCCAUAUGUGAUCUUGGACUAUAAAAAUUAGGGAAAUCCCUCCCGCUCCUGCUUAAUAUGAUUUAUUUAGAACAUUUAGACAAUUCAAACUCUCAAACCUAGUUAAUAAAGGAGGACAGGCCUUGACUACAUAGAACAUAUUUCUUAAAGAAAUGUCACAGUAAAGGAGGCAAUUAGAAAAUAAUUCAUAACCCCCAGAUAGCUCAUCCUGCCUCAUUGGGUGAACUUUUAUUAACUUGCACUAGCAUGAAUAUGCCACAAUCUCAACUUCAAAUUGUGUUUAUUUUUUUAUUCUCAAAUCCUUUUUUUUCCUGUUUACAUUCCUCCUGCGUUGCACCUUUUUGAAAGUAAACUUCAAAUGUCAGUUAUUUUAUGCAGUGUAUAAACUUGUUAAAAUCACCAAACUGUAGACUCGAGAGUGCACAUGGUACUUGUAAAGAUUUUUUUUAAAGGAAACAUUAAAUUGCAUCCUCAUUUGGA
Molecule: messenger RNA, 6307 nt
Organism: Ornithorhynchus anatinus (platypus)
Lineage: Eukaryota; Metazoa; Chordata; Mammalia; Monotremata; Ornithorhynchidae
Gene: TLL1
Product: tolloid like 1
Exons: 21
Coding region: 344-3388 (1014 amino acids)
Biological process (GO): proteolysis
Molecular function (GO): zinc ion binding; metalloendopeptidase activity; calcium ion binding
Source: RefSeq, a predicted model, not a curated record